Messenger RNA from Torulaspora globosa, 2343 nucleotides. It is a transcript of the gene JHD2, whose product is annotated as histone demethylase. Gene Ontology annotation, cellular component: nucleus. The record is from RefSeq and is a predicted model, not a curated record. Bases 1 to 2343 code for a protein of 780 amino acids. Lineage: Eukaryota; Fungi; Ascomycota; Saccharomycetes; Saccharomycetales; Saccharomycetaceae. The transcript has a single exon. Gene Ontology annotation, biological process: chromatin remodeling. Gene Ontology annotation, molecular function: histone demethylase activity.
AUGGAACUGAUCCCCACACUUUGUCCCACUGCCGAAGAGUUUUCCAAUCCUAUUGAAUACCUGUCAGAGCCCAAGAUACAAAGAAUAGGUCACAUCUAUGGCAUGGUAAAGAUCAAGCCGCCUGAGGGGUUUAAUCCACCUUUCUCGAUUAAUAAGGACUCUUUUAAAUUCAAUGUUAGAAUCCAACACCUGGCUGAGCUGAAUAUAACGAACAGGGGGCGCAUGUUCUUCAUGAAGCAGCUGAACAACUAUCAUAGGGCUCAGAGAGGAAAGAGAUCACAGAAAUUAACUAAGCCGUACAUUGUUUGCUCUGGAAAUCAGAGGCUAUACUUUUAUGAUCUGUUCCUCAACAUUCUUGGACAUUUAAGUCCAAAAUCUGGACCAGAUGUCAAAAGGGAGUAUACAUCAAAGAGAAAGCGUGGGCGUAGUUCUUCGAAUAGUUGCACAGAUGGCAACACUGCCUCAGUUGCUCCAUUAGCUCCCUUACAAGAUCUUUUAUCAGAUACCAACCUUUGGAGAUCAAUUUCUCGUAUCCUGAAGAUACCAGCACAAGAGUUGCAAUCGGUUUUUGAACAGUACAUUUCUAAGUACUACAGCUACCUUGCAUUGCAGGCUAAAAUACGUGGAGCAGCCGAUUUCACUAAAUUACUAUAUACCGAGGAAUACCCUAAAUCUCUGCUUAGCGAUGAUGAGUCAGAAGAAUCCAGUUCCGAGGAGGAGGGAAAUGACGAAGAAGGUUGCGUUGUCUGCGAUCUUCCCAACAAACCGACCAAAAUGAUCUUAUGUGAUUCGUGUGAUAAACCCUUUCAUCUGGCAUGUCUGACGCCCCCAUUGAUCUCCAUCCCUAAAGGCGAGUGGAUAUGCAACAAUUGUAUUGUUGGAAACGGGUACUAUGGUUUUCGAGAGGAGUCUCGGUUUUAUACUCUAUCAGAGUUCCAACAACAGUGUAACGCAAGGCAGCAAGAACUGACUGUUGAUCCAGUUACUGGCAAACGACUAUCGGUUGAAGAGAUGGAAACAAAAUUUUGGAAUUAUGUUAAUAAUCUGGAAAACUCCAUCACAGUAAAAUAUGGUGCAGACAUUAAUGGCGUAGAGCCUGGCGAAAUAUCAGGAUUUCCUAGCUUGGCGUACGUUCCUGAGAAUCUUUCUGAAUCUCAGAAGCGGGAGUUCGCCGCUUAUACAGACCAUCCAAUGAACUUGCUCAAUCUUCCGAAUGCCAAAGGCUCUCUUUUACCUAUGUUUGACAGGAAAAUAUCCGGUAUGACAGUGCCUUGGAUCUAUGUGGGUUCAACUUUCUCAACUUUUUGCUGGCACUUGGAAGAUCAAUAUACUCUCAGUGCUAACUACCAACAUGAAGGAGCUCCAAAAAUUUGGUACAGCAUACCAGAAUACUCAUCUGCUGAUUUUAAUAACUUGAUGAAGAAUCUAGCUCCUGAUCUGUUUGACAAACAGCCUGAUUUGCUGCAUCAGUUAGUCACAUUAAUCUCACCCUACGAUAAACGAUUUAAAGAUGCCAAAAUAAAGUGCUUCAAGGCAGUACAGAAUCCAAACGAGUAUAUUAUCACAUUUCCAAAAUGUUAUCACGCAGGCUUCAACAGCGGGUACAAUUUCAAUGAAGCAGUCAAUUUCACACUAGACUCCUGGGUGCCAUAUGGCAUUGAGGCUAUCGGUGACUACCAACUCACGGGCAAACAAUGUGUUUUUGACAUGUUCGAGCUCAUGUUGAAUGUUGUGAUUGAAUUUCUGAAAGGAAACUCAUUUUUUCAGAAGAAGGAAGGACUCUUAAGAACAUCCUAUUCAGAGCUCUUGGAUCUUCUCAAUUCAAAAACUAAAUUGAUCAAGCAGCUGCCGGAUAUAUCUGUCAACGACACAUUUUUGAAAGAAAUAGUCAGGAAUAGUGGUUCGAAAGGCGUGGUAAAUAAGAUUCCUUCACCAAAGGCUGAAGCAGAUGGGAGUGCGCUCUUUAAGAGCCAAGCAGAUCAUAUAGGGUCAGAGGACUUCGAUGUCUUCUGCACAAAGUGUCACACUAUCUGUUUUCUGGCUUUCAUAAUCCACUACAAGAGCCCUGUCACUCGCAAGAGAAGAAAAAUGCACUCUUUGAAUGCCACACAGAUCAAUGCCUUAAAACGUGAACGGGGACUGGAAGUGUUAUGUCUCAAGGAUUACUUGAAGUUGGUGAACGAGACAUACGACAAACACGGUGAUGAUGGUGACAAAUAUAAUGAUAAUAAUGACAAUAAUGAUCCCUUUAAGAACGAUGUACUAAACUACAUCAGAGAUCCCCAGGAGAUCAGAGACAUUCUGAGAGCUGCCGGUCUGAAGAUCGAAAGAGCCAAAAUAUAG